CUCUGACUUUGAUAAUACGUGCAUUCAGAUAGUUAGACAACAGGGCAGAGCAGGAUGAAUGCCCAACUCUCCGCCAUUGUGAAGACAGAAGUGGUGCUACAUAAUUACUGCGGUUUACUACAACACAACAAGGAGUGACUCUCGUGCAGUUGCAAGAACUCCCCCAUAGGAUUCCACGGCGCGCGUUGACAGCCAUUGACUGCCUGCUGCUAUGUGACUUCUAAUUUUCUUCUGUUCACGUGCAGCCCCAAGUGUGUCGCCCGUCGCCAACUCACAACAACGUGCCUCUGUUACACUUAUUUCACACAACAGCGGAGAUGACAUCGACAGCCCUGGUGUACAUGUUGGUGGCGAGAGAUGUCGCCCUGAUGUCACUGCCCGGACCCUUCCGGGCCAGCAGCAAGCUCCACUGUGGCCAGCUCUGCUCCUCCUUGUCCCCCACCUGCUUCUCCUUCUACUACCGCGACAGUGACGGACUCUGCAGCCUCGUGGACGGCCUCGUCAGACCCGACAUCUCCCAGACAGUCCACAGCACUGGCUAUAAGUACUACAGUCGAGCAGAUCCGUGCAUAUCGUCUUUUACCUUCGUCGACGUCUACAACAUCUGCAUCAAGGUGAUUGUCCAGAAAAUGACCUUCGAGGCGUCCCGCAGCAUCUGCCAGCAGUAUGGGGCCGACCUAGCUAUGCCCAAGGAUGAAUAUGCGCUGUCAUUCCUCACCACAGUAGUGCAAGGAUUGGGCUCCAACAUUUACCUCGGGGGCGAAGAGGUGGCAGGCGUGUGGCGCUGGCUGGACGGGGCGAUUAUCCCCGACAUAGCCAAACAUUUGGUUGAUCAAACAUGCCUAGAGAUCACCAAGGGUGGGGCCAUGGAUCCGUCUCCCUGCUCCAAAACGAAGUCCUUCAUCUGCGAGAUCGCCAUGCCAAAAAUAGCUGGCGACUUCCAACUGUAGCUGGCCGCUCUUGCCAGGAGCUGAAGAUUCUUUUUGUAGAGCUUGUUGUUGUGUAAUGCAGGCCAACGACCAUGACGAUACUCAUUCAAAAAAGGAAACUUUCAAAACUGUCUCAGAAUAUAACUUCUAAUAUAACAUUAUAAAUUACGUCCCGACAUUUUCGCAGCUCACAGACCGCUUCGGUACUCCCCCGGGAGAUGACAGUGAAAAUUGAGUGCACACUGGUCCAUUGACCGGAUAAUAAUGGUGCGGCUUGAGCAUGGUAUUAGUAUCGAGCAUGAAACAUGUAUUUUAUUACUCAAAUGAGUUAAGGAUCUUUACUUAUUUUUAGUAGGAUAACUUUAAAUAGGAAAGCAUUUGUAAACUCAAAUGUUAAUGCAUGCAUUGUAAAUUGAUGAAGCUGCCGCAAGCUGUGUGAUUGCAGACAUUGUUGUGGACCACAGUGUGCGUUGGUACAAGGACAUGGUACAUGGGUGUUUGUUAAGUUCUGAGAAGGAAUUGCGUAAUUGUGCAAUAUGAUGUCUUUGAGGUAUAUCCGCAAAACCAAGUGUCAGCUGAGCAAAUAGUUUCGCUGUGACAAAUCAGUAAAAUAAGCUGUGGUCCGUGACCUUUGGGAAGUGGACAAAGUAACUGCAGAAAAAAGGGUUUAACACCAAAAGCCAUCCAUGACGAUAUAAGUACACCACUACGGGAGGAUGCCCCUUGCCGGGAGAGCCUUGAAGACGACCCCCGUCCUGGAAGGCCUGUCACUUCAGCAACACCAGAAGUGAUCCAGAGAAUCCACGAUAUGGUGAUGACUAACAGGCCAAUGACUGAGCGUCAUAUUGCUAGCUCAGUAGGCAUUUCCCAGGAGAGAGUACAUUCAUUCAUCAAAGAAACUUGUUUAUUAGAACUUGUCAACCACCCCUUGUGGAUAAUUUCUUCUCAACAUAGUACCUGCUGUAUUCUCCUUCCGCGAGCCCUGAUUACACAUAUUUACUGUGCACCCUAGAGUGCGAGUAAUUUCGGCUUAAGUCGACAUAUUUACAAAACUGUGAUGAUCCUGUAGUAGUGUUCUGAAUUGAGUAAUAAACAAC
This is a messenger RNA of Haliotis rufescens (red abalone), 2026 nucleotides long. RefSeq lists its product as uncharacterized. The transcript is spliced from 5 exons. The record is from RefSeq and is a predicted model, not a curated record. The coding region runs from base 318 to 950 and encodes 210 amino acids. Lineage: Eukaryota; Metazoa; Mollusca; Gastropoda; Lepetellida; Haliotidae.